This is a messenger RNA of Amoebophrya sp. A120, 2693 nucleotides long. Lineage: Eukaryota; Dinophyceae; Syndiniales; Amoebophryaceae. The record is from the annotation of a GenBank genome assembly.
CUCGUCCCAAAGAUGCAAGUGCUCAGUAGUACUAUGUAGACAUAUUAUUUCCCGUAGGACUAGUAACUUUCGCCUCCCCAUAAGCAACAUCAUCAGCACUGUAGUUACUGUUUGCAACUGCCUGCACCAACUUGACACAGCAGGGACGUGAUGGCGCCGUUGAGGAGAAGCAACUCUCCUAUCUGUUCUGUGAGCUCUGCCUCUGCCGCUGCCCUGGUGGAUAUUGCCAAACAUGAUGAAGAAGAGACCACUACAACAACAAAUCUUGCGGUUUUCGAUCCGACAAGACUAAGACAUCAAGCCGACGCAGAAUCACGACAAUGUCCGCCGCCGACCGCCUUCCCGCUUUCCUACGCAACAGCAGUGAGACUCGGCAGAGUCGCAUUGAAAAAUCAGGACCGCGAGGGUCGUUCCAAGCAUAUCGCUAUCGGGCAAGCGGAACACGACAUAUAUCAACCGUCGUCGAGGCCCGCUCCUUCUCUUACCCGACUCAUUGCCUACUACCUGGUCCACAGCUGGCGGUGUUUCGGGUACGUUCCCGCGUUUCUCUACGCGGCGAAGACCCAGCCAUUCAAAGUCUUGCUGACCACCGCGAUUCUCCAGGCGGUUCGGGCCAACAACCCCCGCGUCUCCUUCCUAGUGCACCUGUUUUGCUCCUACGGGUCGAGCAGAGAACCCAGAUUUGUGAACGCGGCACGGAAGAUAUCCUGUGCAAAAGUAUCGCACUCGUAGUAAUCGCAGUCAUGCAUUACAAAUCUCCAUCCCAAGGCAAAACAGCGUCACAAAUUCCAAUUGUCAUGCUGAGCUAAUUUGUAUUGCAAUUACUACUAGUGCGAUACUUUUGCAGUUCAUAGAAGAAACUCUAUGACAAAAACAGCGCGAAGCCGAGCCAGUACCUCGCGACCCUCCACCCCCACGGAAUUCUGUGCUAUCCAGGAAAAAAAGUACUUAUGUAAGUGUAACUUUCUUUGAGAAACAGCAUCACAAAUUUGCUCUACAUGACAGAGAAAACCUGUCAUGCGUGGCGUGUAAGGGAAAACACACACGAAAAGAGGACUUCGUGGCUGUCUGGCAUGACAGGCGUAACUCUGUUGCAUGUUCUGCAACACAAAGUUACACUUACACAGUUUUUUUCUUGCAUAUGUGCUGCGGGUGGUUCAAUUUGAUAUCCCGGCUUGCCCUGGAUUGGUCGGCCACCGACCGGCUAGAGAUCAUGGACGGCCUGCCCGUGUUUCUCUGCUUCGCGCCGAUGAUCCAGCACUUGCCCCUCCACGGGGACAUGUACAUGCAGAACUGCGGGGACGCGAGCGGCAAGACGGUGCGGCGAGUUCUGCAGACCACGAGGAAGACGCCGGCCAUCGCGCCGGGCGGCUUCAGCGAGUCGGCGUACUGUGGGUGGGACAUGGAAAAGUACGAGGUCGCGUAUCUGCUGCAGCGAACCGGGUUCGUCAAGAUCGCGCUGGAGCAGAAGGUCGAUUUAUUGCCGGUGUACACCUUUGGCAACGACAACAUGUACCUGACGUGGGAUUUGUUCGGCACCCGGCAGCUGCGGGCGGAGUGGUCGCAGAAGAUCGGACUGCCGCUCCUGUGGUGGAACGGAGCCGACCCCUUCGGGUGCACGAAUUUACCGAAGACGGAGGACUUGGUGACGGUCGUGUUUGACCCGUUUGUGACGGAAAAGUAUUGGAAGAGGCUGGAAGAGGUGUUUAUUCGGGGAGACACUACCGCUACGAAGGCAACGAAAGGAGAAAUAAAGGGAGUGCAGCCCGGCAUGGGCGCGACGACCCAAAGCAAAAGCAAGAAGAGUAAAACGAAAACCGGUACAGUUACCAAAACAGCCUACGAAAAAGCGUUGCAGGCUGCUGUAGAAGAGUGCCACCGUGACUAUUUGCAGUACCUGUGGCGGUGCUUCGAAGAGUACAAGCACGUGACACCAGCGUCGGCAAAAAAAGCUCUGGUCUUCGCCGGCCGGGGACAAAAACCGAUCGUGCCGGAUGUGGACUGGUUGAGAAAAGAGCAGCAAGCGCACAGAAACGUCAGUGAAGAGCAACACCGUCGUCAUUUGGAAGAACGGCGAAGGGAAGCUACUACACGCACUGGAAGUCGUUCGGGUAAGAAAACGCGGCCGACGUCUCCGUCACGGUCUCCGAACAAAAGACCCCGUCCGCCGACUUCGUCGCCGCAAGAUGAGAGUAACAGCGUCGCCGCGAUUUCAGUGCUAGGCGCAGCAGGACCAGUGGGCAGCACCAGCAGCCGCGAUCAAGCAUUUCCAAUCGCGGUUCGUAUCUCCUCGACCAGCACAUGUUCGAGCGACCGCGCGGAAGAAUUUUUCACCCACCCGCAUUCUAUUGUGCGUUCUUUGAGCAAAUAUUAAACCGAAACACACCAUCCUGCCAUUCGCGUCUGCGUUUGAGUUGGUGAGGAUUCAUUCAUGUUUCGUCUUCUAUUUCACACUAUCACUAGUUGUGAAGAUCGAAAAUCCACAAGUUCGGUGAUGUCUGACCUGUGACUAUGAGAAUGAAAUCGAAGAUAGUAAAACAGAGGCAUUGUACAAUUGAGAUUCUUUUGCUUUUGGUUUUACUUCUACUUCAUUUGUAUCAGUUUCCAUCGUGUAACCAAAAAAAAACUUUUUUCUUAUGUAACCAAAAUAAAAAGACCUGGAAGAAGAGACGCUUCCUUGCGAAUACAAUCAU